Molecule: messenger RNA, 3880 nt
Organism: Coccidioides immitis RS
Lineage: Eukaryota; Fungi; Ascomycota; Eurotiomycetes; Onygenales; Onygenaceae
Product: C6 zinc finger domain-containing protein
Exons: 3
Coding region: 450-2534 (694 amino acids)
Biological process (GO): regulation of DNA-templated transcription
Molecular function (GO): zinc ion binding; DNA-binding transcription factor activity, RNA polymerase II-specific
Source: RefSeq, a predicted model, not a curated record
CUCGACAACGGCCAUUUCAAUCAACAACACUCUUGCUUGUUUUUAUCUUUGGAUCCAAGUACAUAAUAGUGGUUUAUGUGAGCCUUUUGCCUUAUAUUGUCAUUUGCUCUUUUCUGUCUGCUGUUGCUUGAGUUCUCCUCUCUGCUUCCAGGAGCCCACCGACUGGGUUCUGCACCAAAAACCCUCACCGUCCACAUCGUCGUCAACGCUCAUCGUCUGUACUUACGGCCGAUGGCCGUCAUCCCUGUAUGAUUGCGAUUCAGCUUUGACUUCUUUGGAGAAGCCCAGUGCAUCGCCUUCCCGUCUUAGCCGCUACCCCGUCCUUGCGCGGACCUCGAAACCUACGGUUUCUUCGAACUAUCCCCUUAACUAUAGACCGAUUUUGAAUUCUCUACCCCUCAAUAAUUUCACUAUUGGGACCGAAAACCGCUACGGCUGUUAUGAGAUAGAUGGAGGUCACAAACCUCAUUUCGAACCUGCCGCUGAAACCCGGUACCAAGUCAAAAGAUGCUAGUCUACACGAAACUACAAAAGACCACAUUUCUGAUCACUUUUCACACGAUAGCACUGCAAUGAUGGCUGUCUCCCCCAAAAAUCAUACAGUUCUUGAAAAUGGGUAUUCAACGCCACCUGACCCGUCCCCAUCUCACGAUGGAAGCACCGGGAACUUAGUAGCCCAACAAGCUUCAUCCGUGAAUCCACCCCCCAAACAUGUCGCUUUUGAAUUGUUGCUUGACGAAGAGUCGAAAAUGAAAGCAAGAAUACCAAUGAGGGUACAGAUCUUUCCCCAUGAUACUACGGACUCCAUCGUCACGACCGUGAAAAAUUUCUACGGUAUCUAUGAUGGAACGGGUAGCGGUGUGAGUUUCGAAGACGAAAAUGCGACGACCUUGAUCGCACGCUACGAAAAUCUGCGGAACAAUAUGACGGUAUACGUCCGUGUGAUCCCAAAUCACGGUCACUCGGCUCGCCAGCCGUACUAUGGAGGACCUCAAAAUGAGGGUGCCGCCCGCCCUUGUCUUGGAGAGCCAUUCCGACCGUCGUCAAAUCAUGGUCGGCCGCCUUCAAGGCCGACAUCUAGGGUUUCACGGAAGCGUAGUGCCUCUCCGUCUGGACGUGGACGUCGAAGUGCAUCUACUCAAAAGGCGCCACGAUCGGGCAAUAAAAGUCGCGGCUCCAGCACCCAUGGUAGCUUCCUCGAAGAUGCCCUAGUCCCCUAUAGCGACAGUGAUGGUGGUCACGCCUCCAUCACUAGCUCAAAGAAAGGGAGAAAUGAUCAUUUCGCCAGCUCCGACAUCAGUAUGGAAAACAUCCUUCAUGAUGGUCGAAGGAAGAGACCAAAAUUUGACAGUUCGGAAUUACCCUUGUUCGCUCCUCCCCAAGUCCCUAGAACCACAUCUACCUCAUCCAUAUCGCCCCAACGACGCACGACGAUCCAGGACGGUGCUUCACCCUUCGCAAGGCCAGCACAUCCUUUUGGAGCACAACACCCAUUGCAUUCUCCUCAGGGUCUUAGAAAUCACGAGCAGUUAUAUUCUCUUCAAGGGAAUUCUCCUUACGCCACACCUGGAGCCCCACACCACGGGCAUCAUCUGCGAGAACGUACUAAUUCUCACUCUGUUGGAUCGUACGGAAACCGAGUAAACAACUAUGGUAUUCUUCCGACCCCAGAUCCCACAAUCGCGAGUUGCAUCUCAGACGAAGAUGUGGCUAUGCAGUUAAUUCGGCUUGGUGAUGCGUCGAAUUUCUCCCACGGCCGCACCUCUCUGUCCACAGCGGACGAUGCUUUUAGUGGCAUUGUCGAUGCUUCAUCGACCGGGGCAACUUCGGACGGAGAGAUGAGUGGAGAUGAAGAUAUACUACCUCACAAAACAACACGAAUGGAUCAUGACGGCUGCGACCCGAGCAGCGAUGGCAUUGAUGGGGAGUAUCAACCGGAGGGUCUCCCUGUCGCUCUAAAGAGCGAGUGUGAAGAUGGUGAUCAUUAUGACGCUCAAGCUGCGAGGGCCAAACGAGCCAAGCACAAGCCAAACGCAAUGGCUAGUGCAAAAACAAAGCAGGGUACAAUCUCCAAGUCAGCCAAGGUCACAAAGGCACGUUCCACUACGGCGACUCGAAAGACAAAAUCGGCUAUUGUCAGCGGCACCAACAAAAUCGCACCCCCGCCACCUCCGAUCAUGAAUGCGCAAGUGGCACGCAAAGCGUCUGGAUCCGGAUUGAAUUUCCAGCACCAGCUCGCAGCCGACGAAGAGGACUUAUCCACCAAACCACGGUGCCAGCGAUGCCGCAAGAGCAAGAAAGGUUGCGAUCGGCAACGACCUUGCCAGCGAUGCAGGGAUGCCGGUAUUGGUAUUGAAGGGUGCAUCAGUGAGGAUGAAGGCAACGGGCGCAAGGGUAGAUAUGGACGCCACAUGGGCGUGCCUAUCAAGAAGGUGAUGAACCCAGUCCCUGCCGGUUCAGAGCCCCAGACCAUGGGACUUUCAUUUGCCUCAGCUUCUGCUGCUCAGGCUGCCAGUAAGAAAAGAAAGAGAUAAUUCCUCCGGGCUAUCCAGUAUCUAUGCUAUCGCAGUCCGGGUUCCGCAAUUUAUAUUAUUUUUUAACGAUGUCAAUUCGGGCCCUUGCUGCCACCCAGUCCGCCCAUCCCUCGGACACGCCCUGAAUAUGACCGGCGGAAUGUCUUAUUCACUGUGAUAACUCUUCUCACUAUGGUAUGCUUGUCCUUUAUCGAUGUUUAGUCUAUAGCUUAUAUUUGGAGUACUGCUUAAGUGUUUCUGGCAUUUUUCAAUUUGAUGUGUGUUGUUCCAAGCAUAGAGCACCAGCUCCAUUCAUGACUUUCGAGAAGGCAGGUUUCCUUGCCCGGUAGUAUAACCUUAUAUGUUAUCAAUCGUUUUAUUCUGAGGAAGCCUUUCUUCUUUACACUCGUUUUCCUAUUAUCGGGAUAGGUUAUCCUCUCCUUCGCCCUCUCUCCUUGAGUCAAUUCCUUGCAUUGCUGUCUCCUUUUCAGUUUUUCCUCUUCUUUUUAUUUUUUUCCUUCUCUCUCCUUUUUCCCCUUGUUCCUUUUCCGAGCAAUGCGCCUAUCUCACAGUAUCUAUUUAAUUGAUGCUUGUUGCUGAAUGCCCUAUCUCUCGAGGUCCCUCUCUCCCAGUUUCCCGUUCUUUUCCAUACUGGGCUUGGAGAGGCUACGAAAAAGAUGCUGCUUCGAUGCACCAUACACACUCCCAGCUUCAUUUCAUUUCUCUAUGUGUUUAGCUACUGUCCUUACUGCAUAUGUUUAUAGCUAUUGUUGGGGUGUCUUGUAUUCGGUUAUGAAUUCCUUUCUUAUCCCACUGCUGCUCCCAUUUGCUCUGCCGCGAUUGUGAUUUGUCGUCGAGUUCGAGUCUACAAGUAAUAUGUAGCGAGUACUGCGUAUAAUCUUAUCUUAUUCAGGCUGAGUUGACAGUCACGCGACGCGGCGUUCCGUGUAAGUAGCGGCACAGUCUCGGGGAUCCUGAUGCGCUCUGAGCUUCGCCGUUCGCAGCUGUAUCUGCGCCACCGGCACACUUCCAAUGGCAAAAGGUCGUUUGGCGUGCGAUUCACCUGACCGCUGACUGGACGAAAGCUGUAGCCUCGCCGGAGCCACAGGGUAAUUAACCGUAUAUGGUUAGCGCUAAAAUUGCAAGUGGGGGCGUCGGAACAUCAACGGGCCGAUACGAUUCCGAAAAGAGUCGGCGGUGGAAACUGUGGAUGCGGCGGAUUUGAAGGCGGGCGAGUUGAUAUUAGGCCGGGGAGAAUCAGCGAUAGUUUCUCUUUAUUCAGAUAGCAUUUCAUCCUGCCUAUAUUCAGGCGAUAUAGGCAUACUUGCGAUUUGGAGUUUAAAUCUAUAAUGACAUAGCGCACUGUU